UCUGCAGACUCCGUAAAAGCUGAGCGGUUUCUGGCAGCUGGAAAAGGAAACGUUUUACACUAUUGGGGAUAGAGGGUUUCAGAGAGACAGCUAUCCCCAUGUCAGUCAAUGUUAAGAAGAAUUAACUCAAGAUUAUUGAACCAAGAUAGCAGAGUCGGCUGCAAAGCAAUUAUUUUGGGAUUAAAUACCGCAUCUGUUGGACCCUGAGGAAUGAUGGAGACGUCGCUACCCAAAGCGCCACAGAAAAGGCAAGUGACCGCCAUUAUUAUCCUAUUACUAUUGUGGGAGGCGGGCGGUGCGACCAUUAAGUAUUCUGUUCUAGAAGAGAGGAACAGCGGCUCUUUUGUGGCCAACAUAGCAAAAGAUCUGGGGCUGGGCAUAGGGGAGCUGGCCGCGCGGGGCGCCCAGAUUCUUUCCAAAGGGAAUAAACAGCAUUUGCAGCUCGAGCAGAAGAGUGGAAGUUUGCUCCAAGAAAAAAAAUUGGACCGGGAAGAGUUGUGCGGUGACACAGAUCCAUGCAUACUGCGUUUCCAGGUGUUACUGAAAAAUCCGGUGCAGUUUAUUCAAGGUGAACUACAGCUCCUAGAUGUAAAUGACCAUGCCCCAGAAUUCUCGGAAAAUGAAAUCCUCCUGAAAAUCCCGGAAAGCAGCCAUCCGGGGACUGCAUUUCCUUUGAAACUAGCUGAAGAUUUAGACGUAGGCAGCAACACAGUUCAGAACUACACAAUUAGCACCAACUCCCAUUUCCACCUUUUCACUCGGAAUCACAGCGAUGGCAGGAAAUACCCGGAGCUGGUGCUGGACAAAGCGCUGGACCGUGAGGAGCAGCCGGAGCUCAGGUUAACCCUCACGGCGCUGGAUGGCGGGUCACCGCCCAGGACUGGGACUUCCCAGGUUCUCAUCAUAGUCCUGGACAUAAAUGACAAUGCCCCUGAAUUUGCUCAGCUGCUCUACGAGGUGCAGGUCCCAGAGAACAGCCCCAUAGGCUCCCUUGUCAUCACCGUCUUCGCUAGAGAUUUAGAUGCUGGGAUCUACGGAGAGCUCUCCUACUCAUUUUUCCAAUCAUUAAAUCAAGUCGUUCAGGCCUUUGAAAUAAACGCCGUCACGGGAGAAAUUCGAUUAAUAAAAAUGUUGGAUUUUGAGGAAAUUCAAUCUUACCAUAUGGAAAUUGAGGCCUCAGACGGUGGGGGUCUUUCAGGAAAAUGCACCGUAGCCAUAGAAGUGCUGGAUGUAAACGACAACACCCCCGAACUGACCAUGUCAUUACUCAUCAGCGAUGUCCCAGAAAACACCCCUGACACUGUGGUCGCUAUUUUCGGAAUUUCAGAUCCAGACUCCGGAGACAAUGGCAAAAUGAUGUGCUCCAUCCAAGACCAUCUCCCCUUCCUUCUAAAACUUACUGUAGAAAAUUUCUACACUCUGGUAACAGAAGGAGCGCUGGACAGAGAGAAACGAGCCGAGUACAACAUCACCAUCACCGUCACCGACAUGGGAUCCCCCAGGCUGAAAACUCAGCACAACAUAACCGUGCUGGUCUCCGACGUCAAUGACAACGCCCCCGCCUUCACCCAAACCUCCUACACCCUGCGGGUCCGCGAGAACAACAGCCCCGCCCUGCACAUCGGCAGCGUCAGCGCCACAGACGCAGACGCGGGCGCCAACGCCCAGGUCACCUACUCGCUGCUGCCGCCCCACGACCCGCGCCUGCCCCUCGCCUCCCUCGUGUCCAUCAACGCGGACAACGGGCACCUGUUCGCCCUGCGGUCCCUGGACUACGAGGCCCUGCAGGCCUUCGAGUUCGGCGUGGGCGCCACAGACCGAGGCUCGCCGGCGCGGAGCAGCCAGGCGCUGGUGCGCGUGCUGGUGCUGGACGACAACGACAACUCGCCCUUCGUGCUCUACCCGCUGCAGAACGGCUCGGCGCCCUGCACCGAGCUGGUGCCCAGGGCGGCCGAGGCGGGCUACCUGGUGAGCAAGGUGGUGGCGGUGGACGGCGACUCGGGCCAGAACGCCUGGCUGUCGUACCAGCUGCUCAAGGCCACGGAGCCCGGGCUGUUCGGCGUGUGGGCGCACAACGGCGAGGUGCGCACGGCCAGGCCGCCGAGCGAGCGCGACGCGCCCAAGCACAGGCUGCUGGUGCUGGUCAAGGACAACGGCGAGCCGCCGCGCUCGGCCAGCGUCACGCUGCACGUGCUGCUGGUGGACGGCUUCUCGCAGCCCUACCUGCCGCUGCCGGAGGCGGCGGCCGAGCAGGCGCAGGCCGACCCGCUCACCGUCUACUUGGUCAUCGCCCUGGCCGCGGUGUCGUCGCUCUUCCUCUUCUCGGUGCUCGCGUUCAUCGCGGUGCGGCUGUGCGGGAGGAGCAGGGCCGCCUCGCUGGGUCGCUGUUCGGUGGCUGAGGGCCACUUUCCGGGCCACCUGGUGGACGUCGGCGGUACUGGGACCCUGUCCCAGAGCCACCAGUAUGAGGUGUGUCUGAGGGGAGGUACUGGGACCAGCGAGUUCAAGUUUCUCAAACCGGUAGUCCCCAUCUUCACGGGUGAAGGAGCUGGUGGGGACACUGAGGAAAACUCUAACUUCAGAAAUCAUUUUCGGUUCAAUUAGCAAUCUCACCUUGACAAGAGGUGAUAAAUGCUAAUAUUCACUGAUGUAUUAGUUCCCAACCCUUUCAUUCACAUAAAGAGCUUACAUAUUCACACAUUCAUAAUUAUUGUCAUAUUUAUAGUUAUUUCAACCUGUUGAAGUAUUUUACAUUCUGAAUCCCUAGGUGUUUUGUUGUUAUUAUUGUUGUUUUUAGCCAUCUCAUGUUUUGCAUGUUCACAUAAUACGGAGAAAUAGUGUUUCUCAGGUUUUUGGGGGUCAGAUUUUUGGAAGUCACAAAUGUUUUCAGGUUUCUGAUUUGAGCUUGUUCAUUAAUAUCUUGUUAUGAUUAAGAGAAUUGUGUUUUAUGAUUAUCAUCAGCAUGAGUCUAACUAUUGUAAAUGAUGGCUUUCAGUUAAAAAUAAU
Messenger RNA from Diceros bicornis minor, 3006 nucleotides. RefSeq names its product protocadherin beta-17. The transcript has a single exon. Gene Ontology annotation, biological process: homophilic cell-cell adhesion. Gene Ontology annotation, molecular function: calcium ion binding. Bases 211 to 2604 code for a protein of 797 amino acids. NCBI's taxonomy places the organism in Eukaryota, Metazoa, Chordata, Mammalia, Perissodactyla, Rhinocerotidae. Gene Ontology annotation, cellular component: plasma membrane. The record is from RefSeq and is a predicted model, not a curated record.